Zea mays is the source of this 1599-nucleotide messenger RNA. Its product is annotated as trimethyltridecatetraene synthase-like. Lineage: Eukaryota; Viridiplantae; Streptophyta; Magnoliopsida; Poales; Poaceae. The coding region runs from base 17 to 1438 and encodes 473 amino acids. The record is from RefSeq and is a predicted model, not a curated record. The transcript has 2 exons. Gene Ontology annotation, molecular function: iron ion binding; heme binding; oxidoreductase activity, acting on paired donors, with incorporation or reduction of molecular oxygen.
AAAGUAAACCUACUCGAUGGAACUAGCAUUAGCAACAUGGGCCGCGUUACUCGGCAUUGUCGCAGCGCUCUUCCUUUUGCGCGGCCGGCGCCGGGGCUACAACCCCCCGCCGGGCCCCAAGCCAUGGCCGAUCGUCGGCAACCUUAACCUCAUCAUGGGCGAGCUGCCCCACCGCUCCAUGAACGAACUCUCCAAACGGUACGGUCCGCUCAUGCAGCUCUGGUUCGGGUCGCUGCCUGUUGUCGUCGGCGCGUCCGCUGAGAUGGCAAAGCUCUUCCUCAAGACCAACGACGCGGCGUUCGCCGACCGGCCGAGGUUCGCAGUCGGCAAGUACACCGCGUACGACUGCUCCGACAUCCUAUGGGCUCCCUUGGGGCCGUACCUGCGCCAGGCACGCAGGAUCUGCGCCGCCGAGCUGUUCAGCGCCAAGCGGCUCGAGUCCUUGGAGCACAUCCGCGACGAGGAGGUGCGCGUGAUGCUGCAGCAGCUGCGCCAAGCGACUGGGCGCACCGUGCAGCUUGGGGACUACCUGCAAACGAUGACGCUGGGAGUGAUCUCGCGCAUAGUUCUGGGAAGGAAGUACGUCGUCCAGGAGGAGGGGAACUCAGCGCCGCCGGUGGUAACGCCUGCCGAGUUCAGGGAGAUGGUGGACGAGUUCUUCGUGCUUCACGGCGCGUUUAACAUUGGUGACUUCAUCCCGUGGCUAGAUUGGCUGGACCUGCAGGGCUACGUUGCAAGGAUGAAGAGGAUGAACGCGAGGUUUGGUCGAUUCCUGGAACAUGUCCUGGACGUACACAACGAGCGGCGGCUACGCGAGGGAGGGAGCUUCGUGCCAAAGGACAUGGUGGACGUGCUGCUGCAGCUGGCCGAUGACACUAUUCUUGAGGUGCAGCUCAGCAGGGACAAUGUUAAGGCUAUCACACAGGACCUCAUCAUCGGAGGCACGGAUACUACUGCAGGCACCAUGGAGUGGGCUGUCUCGGAGCUCCUCAAGAACCCCAAGACCUUAGCCAAGGCCAUGGAGGAGCUGAACCACGUCAUAGGGCCGGACCGACUGGUGACGGAAAGCGACCUCCCUCGCCUCCCCUACGUUGAGGCGCUCCUCAAGGAGACCAUGCGCCUGCACCCUCCGGGGCCGAUGCUGGCGCCCCACGUGGCCCGCGAGGACACAUCCGUGGACGGCUACGACGUGCUCGCCGGCACGGUCGUGUUCAUCAACGUCUGGGGAAUCGGCCGCGACCCUGCACUGUGGGACGCGCCGGAGGAGUUCCGGCCGGAGCGGUUCCUCGAGAGCAAGAUCGACCUGAGGGGUCAGGACUUCCAGUUGCUGCCGUUCGGCUCUGGCCGGCGAAUGUGCCCCGGGCUCAACACUACAGUAAACGGAGAAACGUCCGACGGCCAAAACCGUCGGACAUUAGAAUUAAACCGUCGGAAAUAGCUUAUCUCCGACGGCAAAGACUUAUCUCCGACGGCUUUAAGCCGUCGGAGAUAACUCGUCGGAAAUAAUGCAAUGUCCGACGGCAGCCGUCGGACAUAGCCUAUCUCCGACGGCUGCUAGAGCCCGUCGGAAAUAAUACAUCUCAACCGUUUUACCGGUCA